Molecule: messenger RNA, 523 nt
Organism: Acanthochromis polyacanthus (spiny chromis)
Lineage: Eukaryota; Metazoa; Chordata; Actinopteri; Pomacentridae
Product: protein FAM133
Exons: 4
Coding region: 71-355 (94 amino acids)
Source: RefSeq, a predicted model, not a curated record
CAGAGUUAGAAAAGCAGACGCGAGACUUCCGUGGUCACUUGCUCGAAGACGCGCAGCAGCAGGAGUCAUAAUGAGUUUCGAUCUGUCAGAAGCUGUGAAGAAGGAGGAUGCACAGAAGAAUGAGUUUAAGUUUCCAUGGAGCAAAGACAAACAUGAGGACAAGGACAAGGAUAAGUCUGACAGUAAAGACAAGCCCGGCAGUAAAGACAAGUCUGAAAAGAAGCACAAGUCCAAGAGCUCAGACGGCAAGACGAAGGAAAAAAAGAAAGACAAAAAGGGUGAAAAGAAACCAGGCAACGGCACCUCCUCCUCCUCCUCUUCAUCUUCAUCCUCCUCCAGCAGUGAUGAGAACUGAUGCUUCCUGCAGGACUCGGACUGCUCUUUUAGCCUCUUUAUUAUCUUGUUCAUCGACUAAGGGACUGUCUGUGGUUGUAUUGUACCAACUUUUUUUGUAGAUUAAAACACAAUGGUCUGGUGUAAACUAAUCUGAUAAUUCCUUAAAGUAAAUGUUCUGACAACAGCA